AUGCCUCCAACUCUAAGUCCUGAAGAACUUCUAGAACAACACAAUGGUACCCCAGAAAUCAAUUCCACAUCUCGAAAACCUGGUCGUCCUCCUGGCGUGAGUUUGGAACCAUACAAAGAUCUUAUAGUCAAACUUUUCGCGGAAGAAAAUACUCCUAUCAUCGACAUUACAAGAAAGCUCAAUCGAGAAUUGGGUCUAGAUGUCUCUGAACGUAAAGUGUCUCGAAGUUUGGCAGCAUGGAACAUUCGCAAAAGAAAUCGUGGACCCAUCCCUCAAGCUCUCCAAGAUCGUUUAACCUAUCAUUAUAAUUCAAACCUCAAUGAUGACCAAAUUACUCAAGCUUUGAUUUCCGAAGGGUUCGAAAUAAAAAGAUCGAAUUUGGGGCGCUUACGACAAAAGCUCGGUAUGCGACGAAGGUCUCGUUAUUCUGAAUUUCGCGAAUACUCAGAAGGCCCCGCAGUUAUCCAUAGUCCAUCGUCUCAUCUACCUUCCACAAUUACACCGAACCCAAACAAUACCAAACCUAAGAUGGCACAAAAUGCUGGUCUAAUUGUGCAAGUUACAGCUUUUGUCGAGAAAUAUAUGAGCGCAUAUGAUGGAUCUCACGACUUCAACCACAUUCGACGCGUUGUUGGGUUGGCGCAUAGGAUAUACAAGGAGCUUAAGGCAGAGAGGAUAGGCGGCCCGGAUUUAGAUCUACAGGUUGUCACUCUGGCGGCACUUUUGCAUGAUGUAGGCGACAAGAAGUAUCUCUUGCCCGGACAGGAUCCAAAUACUUUGGUGCUAUCAACACUGUUAAGUUUUGGGGCCGACGAAAAGCUGGCCGUCAAAGUGCAGAGAAUCGUUCUCGGAGUUUCGUAUUCGAGUGAAAUCAAGGAUAUGGCAUCAGUGAGGGGCAUGAUCGAGAAAUAUCCUGAGCUGGCUGUAGUCCAAGAUGCUGACCGGCUCGAUGCUAUCGGUAAGGCUGCAUCCCAGAAAUUGAAUGAUAAGAAGAUGAAACUAAAUUGUUGUUUUACUGCAGGCGCAAUCGGAAUUGGAAGAACAUUCACAUUUGGCGGAGCAAAAGGUGCGAGGGAUAUGGGAGAGACCAUUCAGCAUUUUGAAGACAAACUGGAGAAACUAGGCGAAAUGAUGAAGACAGCUCCAGGCAAACGAAUGGCGGAAGAAAGAACCAAAAGAUUGGCAACGUUCAAGGACUGGUGGGAAGAGGAACAACAGGAAGCUGAAGGUUUACUGCGACCUCAAUCCUAA
Botrytis fragariae is the source of this 1251-nucleotide messenger RNA. RefSeq names its product putative hd domain-containing protein. Bases 1 to 1251 code for a protein of 416 amino acids. The record is from RefSeq and is a predicted model, not a curated record. The transcript has a single exon. Lineage: Eukaryota; Fungi; Ascomycota; Leotiomycetes; Helotiales; Sclerotiniaceae.